Messenger RNA from Aspergillus pseudotamarii, 2409 nucleotides. RefSeq names its product Zn(II)2Cys6 transcription factor. Gene Ontology annotation, biological process: DNA-templated transcription; positive regulation of transcription from RNA polymerase II promoter by galactose. Gene Ontology annotation, molecular function: RNA polymerase II cis-regulatory region sequence-specific DNA binding; zinc ion binding; DNA-binding transcription factor activity, RNA polymerase II-specific. Bases 230 to 2275 code for a protein of 681 amino acids. The transcript has 9 exons. The record is from RefSeq and is a predicted model, not a curated record. NCBI's taxonomy places the organism in Eukaryota, Fungi, Ascomycota, Eurotiomycetes, Eurotiales, Aspergillaceae. Gene Ontology annotation, cellular component: nucleus.
AAAAUAGUUGUUUAACUUCCCCGCGGGGUGCCCCGCGGGGCUGUCAUGUGACGGCUAGGCAGGUCGGCAGUUGAGUCGGUGUUCGGCAAUUCCGAUCAUUUUUUUGUCGCGUCGCAUACUCUCUGUACGCUGUGUCUACCCAGAUGCACAUUCCAGCAUCAUCACCCCAUACAUACACACAUAUAUAACGUACAACAUAUCUUGAUGUAACGGAUAUGAUUAUAAAUGGAUGAUGCAACGCCAGACGCAGCGAUCGUCAUCAAUUCGUACCACAGUGGAUGAUUCUGGUCCACCAAGGACGAAGCGGCCGCGUGCUGCUCAAGCCUGCGACAGGUGCAGACUAAAGAAAUAUAAAUGCGAUGAAUCAUACCCUUGCUCGCACUGUAAGAAAAGCGGCAUCAAUUGCGUAUAUCAAGGGAAUUACCGACAGCGUGAAAAUGACCGCUCAGCCAGCUAUGUUUCCGAUCUAGAGAAGAAAGUAGACGAGCUUUCUGCAAAGCUCCGGGUGGCUGAAUCUGAAAUUGCUUCGCAGCGCUCUCCUCAGUCUCAGAGAGAAGCGACAGCCCCUGAAACCAGACAGGUGCCCCAUUCCAUAAUAGAUGCGACCCCGUGUUCUAUGCCUCGGCAUGGCUCGACUCCAAGAGAAGAGAUACCACUGUCCUACGACAACCAUGAUGAGGCUGGGGACUCCGUGGAGGAUGAAAUCAGCGAGCUUAAUCACCAUACCAAUGGUAUCGAGUUCCACGGUAGCACAUCGUCAACUGCAUUAAUAGGUCAUCUUCAAAAGAGACACGAGCCCAGACGAACUCAAGAGCGACAUAGUCUCAGUGGUGUGCCGGAGUAUUCUAUAGUCUCGACACUACAUAAUUCAAGCUUCUCGCCCUCAUACACGACUGGUCCAGCGCAACCCGCAGCACUUCAUGAACAUAACUACUACUUUGAACAGGCUCAUGCAUUUAUGAACGGAUAUUUCGAGAACAUCCACUUUAUCCAUCCUCUAAUUGACAAAGAGGACUUCUGCCUGCGAGCCCAUGAUCUGUGGUUCAACCGAACUAAACAACCAGAACCAAGUUUUGUCGCGUUGUAUCUGAGCAUUCUCUCAUUUGGUGCAUUGGUUCGUGUUUGGGAUGAGGAGCGACUGGGAGGGUUAACGCGUUUCGAGUGGAGCCGGAAGUUGUUCGGCGAAGCUCAAGUCUAUCUGAACCAUUUGCAGUUUUCGAAUAAUCUGGACACAGUCCAGUGCUUGUACCUCAUGGCUAAAAUUUGCCAAAACGAGCUCAACCCGAACUUGGCUUAUAUGUAUUUGGGCCUUGCUAUACGCACCUGUCUAGCUGCUGGUUUCAACAGGGAAGUGCGUAACUCCACAGAGCAACGGGCGGGCUGGAUCUCGAAGACUUGGUGGGGCCUAUUCUCUCUCGAAAUUGAGAUGAGCUUUUCUGUUGGUCGUCCCGACACUCUAGGAAUGGAUGAAUACCACAAUCGAGCUCUGCCAGAAAGAGACGAUUCCGAAUACGCAAUCAUACCAUGGAUGGUUGAUUUUGCACAAAUGAUUCGAAAGGUGUCUGUGCAAAUCUAUCAUUCACGCAUCACUUUGCAGGAUAAAUUGCAGGUUGCGCUGCAAAUCGAGGCUGAGUUGGAUAGAUGGAUGUUGAGACUCCCAGAGAGAAUUAAGCCGGAUGUCCUGAGACAACGAGCAUCUGGCGGUGCACUGCGAGACCCAAAGUGGGCUCGCCGGCAACGGUUAGUCUUGGGCAUUCGCUAUUAUAACGUCAAGAUGCUCCUGUUUCGUCCAUUCCUGAGUCACUUUACACGCAAAUUAAGACACCCACCGAUCGAGCUGGAACAGGCUAUCGGGAAGUGUCUCGAUGCUGCGAUGAAAACAAUUGAAGUCAUCUACGAUAUCUACCGAGUCCACACGUUCUUUCGGUGCUGGUGGUAUAACACAACAUACGUGAUGUUCGCCACAUCAACACUGCUACUCCCCAUGAUUAAGCUUGGCAUGUGCCCUGAAACUAUCCCAUGGCGACGAUCCGUGGAGAGGGCGCUGGAAAUCUUGGAAGCAAUGGAUGAAUCCAUCGUGGCACGAAAGUCCGUUGAUCUUAUCAAGCGCUAUCUCAGGGAAUUUAGCUUGUCGGACGCCCAAUCAAGUAUGGCAAACAUUGAGGGAAGUGUUCCAGCAUAUGCAGCGGAGACUCCUAGUCAGGGUACAUUUGACAUACCGGUAUGUGACUUUCAUUUCACUAUUCAAUGCUUUCGGAACCUAACGGCAACGUGACAGGAAUGGGCUCACGGCUUUGGAUUUCCGGAUUGUUCAUUUGAAGGAAUCGCGCGGCUCUUCGAUGAUAUAGGGGGACUGCCUAUGUUAGACAAUUGAUUGUAAAAUAAUGUUAUUCGUAGCUAAAUAUUUUG